This is a messenger RNA of Purpureocillium lilacinum, 1956 nucleotides long. RefSeq lists its product as uncharacterized. Gene Ontology annotation, biological process: L-proline biosynthetic process. The record is from RefSeq and is a predicted model, not a curated record. Gene Ontology annotation, molecular function: pyrroline-5-carboxylate reductase activity. NCBI's taxonomy places the organism in Eukaryota, Fungi, Ascomycota, Sordariomycetes, Hypocreales, Ophiocordycipitaceae.
AUGUCUGAGAAACGCUACGAGACGCUCUGCGUGCUGGGCUGCGGCAACUUGGGCACAGCCAUCAUCAACAAGCUUGUCGGUGCAGAUGCAGGUCUCCCGUUCACUAAGAUCACCGCCUGCGUCCGCAGCGAGAGCUCGCAGGCGUCUCUCGAGAAGCGGUUCCCCGGCACGCUGACCGUCCGGCGCGGAGACAACGCCGGCGCCGUGCGGGACAGCGACGUGGUGAUUCUCGGCGUCGACCCGACCGAGGUGGAAGAGGUCCUCCAGCAGCCGGGCGUCCGCGACGCGCUCGCCGGCAAGUUCCUCAUCACGGUGGCCGCCGGGUGGUCACGGCAGCGGCUCGAGACGGCGCUGUACGGGGACGAGACGACGGCGGAGACGCAGCCGGAGAGGGCGUACGUGCUGCGGGCGCUGCCCAACAUCGCCGCGCUCGUGGGCCACGGACUCACGGCCAUCGAGACGCCGGCAUCGAACCCGCUGCCGGAACACCUCGUCGCGCUCGCCGAGUCGGUGUUCCAGCGCGUGGGGCAGACAGUGCGCCUCCCGCCGCGGCUGAUGGACGCGGCGACGGCGGUGGGGGGCUCGACGCCGGCCUUCUUCGCCGUCAUCUGCGACGCGAUGAUCGACGCGUCGGUGGCGGUGGGCCUGCCGCGGCAGACGGCGAGGGAGAUGGUCACGCAGGCGAUGCGCGGGAGCGCGGCGCUGCUGCAGGAGGGCGGGCUGCAGACGGGGGAGCUGCGCGACCGGGGCACGUCGCCGGGCGGGUGCACCAUCGGCGGGGUCAUGGUGCUGGAGGAGGGGGGCGUGAGGGGCCAGGUCGGGCGGGCGCUGCGGGAGGCGGUGACGGUGGCGAGCCUGAUGGGCAAGGUUGAGAAUACCGCCAGCACUCACGUCCUCACCAUCACCACCAUCAGCGACACCACCAUCACCACCACCGCCACCUCCACGAUGGGCGACGCCGCAGCUCCCUUCCCCCACGUCCCGCCGGCGGGCGUCUGGUGCCCGGCCGUCACCUUCUUCACCCCCGACGACGAGCUCGAUCUCGACGCGCAGAAGCGCUACUUUGCGCACCUGUCGCGCUCCGGGCUCGCGGGCCUCGUCGUCAUGGGCACCAACUCGGAGGCCUUCCUGCUCACCCGCGAGGAGCGCGCCCAGCUCAUCGCCGCCGCCCGCGCCGCCGCCGGCCCGUCGUUCCCCAUCAUGGCCGGCGUGGGCGCCCACUCUACCCGCCAGACCCUCGAGCUCGCCCACGACGCCGCCCGUGCCGGCGCAAACUACCUGCUCAUCCUGCCGCCCGCCUACUUUGGCAAGGCCACCACCAUGGGCGUCGUGAAGCGCUUCUUCGCAGAGGUCGCCGCCCGCGCGCCCCUGCCCGUCGUCGUCUACAACUUCCCCGGCGUCUGCAACGGCGUGGACCUGGACUCGGAGACCAUCUCCGCCAUCGUCCGGCAGAGCGCCGAGGCGAGCCCCGGCGGCGUCUCCAACGUCGUCGGCGUCAAGCUGACGUGCGGGUCCGUCGGCAAAAUCACCCGCCUGGCCGCCACGCACAGCCCGGACGAGUUUUCCACCUACGGCGGCCAGUCCGACUUUCUCAUCGGCGGGCUCGCGGCCGGCAGCGCGGGGUGCAUCGCCGCGUUUGCCAACGUCUUUCCGCGGCUCACGGCGGAGAUCUACAGGCUUCACAAGGAGGGCAAGGCGGAGGAGGCCAUGAAGCUGCAGCGCGUCGCGGCCCUGGCGGAGAGCCCGUGCAAGAGCGGCAUCGCGACGACAAAGUUCGCCGUGGCGUGCUACUCGGCCAAGCUGGCGGGCAUCGACAACGCGGAGGCGAAGCUGCGGCCGCGGCACCCGUACGAGGAGGCGCCCGAGGCGGGCAAGAAGGCUGUGCGGGAGGGCAUGGCCGCGGCGGCGUCGAUUGAGGAGCGGCUGCAGCGGGAGGCGGCGGCGUCGUCGUCGUAG